UUUUAAAGCUCUGAAAUAAUGUCUCUUGGCCCCUGAUUUACUCCAAAACUGGCUUUUAACCUGUUCUCAGAGUAUCUUGAAGACGGAAAUACUAAGAUCAUGUCUGUGCAAAAGUUGAAAUGAGCCCUGCUUUAUCUAUUUGGCAAGAAACCGAGUGAUGAAGAUUUGCUAACAAUCCUAAGCUCCAUUGCUCCUAGAAUUAAGCCGCUUGAAUCUUUAGAAGAGCUGGAUGCUCUGACUGAGCAUGAGUUCACCCUGGUUUAUUUGAAGCUAAUAGACCAAUAUGCUACAAGGGUCACCUUCCAAGUUCCCAGCGAGUACGAAGUCUAUAGUGAAGUAUUUGAAAUAUUUGAGGAUUUUGAACACCAAAAUGAGGAUAAGAAAGGGUUCAUUUCCAAACAGGAUUUUAAAGCAGCAGUUGCCCAAUACAUGCCAGAGUCUCAAUAUGAAGAUUUAGACCAGAUUUUCGGAUAUAUUGAUAGCAAUAAAGAUGGCGAAGUCAGCUUCAAGGAUUUCGUAGAUCUUUUAAAGUUUAAAAUUUAG
Molecule: messenger RNA, 543 nt
Organism: Moneuplotes crassus
Lineage: Eukaryota; Ciliophora; Spirotrichea; Euplotida; Euplotidae
Source: the annotation of a GenBank genome assembly